AUGUUAUCGUCUCAUGCAAUGCAACCACCAUUGUCAAAUUAUUCUCCACUUGCUCAAUAUCCGAUGCCAUAUGCUCCACUGUCAAAUUUACCAGUUAAUAGUCCUUUCGUUAAUCCAUAUCAAAUGUAUCCAAGUAAUUGCCAAUGUUAUGAUUGUUCAGUAGCAGUAUCGCAAUCAAUGUGGUUACCACCGCCAAUCUAA
Messenger RNA from Didymodactylos carnosus, 201 nucleotides. The record is from the annotation of a GenBank genome assembly. NCBI's taxonomy places the organism in Eukaryota, Metazoa, Rotifera, Eurotatoria, Philodinida, Philodinidae.